This is a messenger RNA of Eimeria tenella, 5082 nucleotides long. RefSeq lists its product as uncharacterized. The record is from RefSeq and is a predicted model, not a curated record. The coding region runs from base 1 to 5082 and encodes 1693 amino acids. The transcript is spliced from 2 exons. NCBI's taxonomy places the organism in Eukaryota, Apicomplexa, Conoidasida, Eucoccidiorida, Eimeriidae.
AUGGACUCCGAGGGCCAGCAGCAUGGGGCGGUGUCCCCGCUGGGCAGCGCCAGGGCCUCCCACGAAGACAUAAGAAAAGUUGUAGGUGUGCUGCACCUGCAGCAAGAAGCAGAAAGAGAUUCGGAGCUGCAGGAGCUCCACGACGCACACGAACUUCCCCGCGACAGAUUCUCCCCUAGGGGCCACGAGGAAGCUGCGGCAGCGCCUGCACCGCCAGCAGCAGCAAAAGCAGCGGCAGCAGCAGGAAUAGAAGCAAGAGCAGAAGCAGCAGCAGCAGCAGAAGCAGGGCGAGAGCCAGCUAGCUUUGAGAGAGGCGCGUCUAAUUUGUCCCCCUCAAAAGAACAUAUAAGCGAAACUGUGGGAGGCCUCUCCCCGACCACAGACAGCUCCGCCCCCAAUAUGUGGUGGGGGGCCCCUGCUGCCUCCGGCGAGAAUGAAGAAGCCCCAACCUUAAAGUCUGGGUCUUUUCUCAACGCGCAGCUGCAUCAGGAGCAGCAGCAGUUGCUGCAGCAGCAGCAGCUGCAGCAGCAGCUACAGCAGCAACAGCUGCAGCUCGAGCAGCAGCAGCCACUGCAUCUACAGCAGCAGCAGCAACUGCAGCAGCAGCUGCAACUGCAACAGCAGCAGCAGCUGCAACUGCAGCAGCAGCAGCAGCAGCACCUCCAGGUGCGUCAACAGCCGCUGCUAUCGCUGCCGCAGGAGGAACCCGACUGGGGCCCAGCAGCAGGAGAAUCAGCUGCUGCUGUUCCCGCGACGCUCACGGGUUUUUUGCGGCUAGCUAGAGAUGCAGCACCUUCGCGCACAGCUGCAGAGUUCGUUGUGUGCAACUUGAGGCCCAUGAGGCCAUCGAGCUCGGGCAACGGCAGCAGCAGCGGCAGCAGUAGCAGCAGCAGCAGCAGCGAAGCCAGGGAGAAGACAGAGAGCCGUCUUGACCAGCCCUGUGCUGUCGUGCUGCAGUCAGCGACAAUGCUGAAGGAAGAUUCGCUGCUGCAGCAAACUAAAGAGCAUCAGCAGCUAGCCAAGCUGCUGCGGGACACCACAGCACGAGCUACUCGCUACAAGGAGAGGCUGCUGCGUGCAGAGGAGGAGAAGCGCGAGCUGCUGCAGACUGUAAGGCAGCUGCAGCAGCAGCAGCAGCAGCUUCAACAGGAGGUGGAGCGAACAACCUAUCAGUUUAGGGCCCAACAGGAAGCCUGGGGGAGAAAAGACAGACAGCAGCAGGAGCAGCUAAGCCACCUCGCCAGCAAACUUAAGACAAACGCCCAGGAACUGGGAGCUCUACGAAACUUCAGGAUGCUUGAAGCUGAGGGCAGACAGCUGCAGCAGCAGCAGCAGCUGCAGCAGCAGCAGCUGCAGCAGCAGCAGCUGCAGCAGCAGCAGCUGCAGCAGCAGCAGCUGCAGCAGCAGUUGCAGCCGGUGCAGCAGCUGCAGCAGUCGCAGCUGCAGCCGCUGCCACCGCCGCAGCAAUCGGAGCAACUUCUGCAGCAGCAGCAGCCGCAGCUGCAACAGCUGGAGCAGCCGCAGCAGCAGCGGCAACAGCUCCAGCAGCAGUUGUCCGCGGAGGGCGCAACGGAGAAAGUAGAAGGAUACAAGAAGGCUCCCUUCCGCAACCGUUCCUACACACAUGCCGUAACCGAGCUACACCGCCAACAGCCAGCAAUAGCAGCAGGAGCAGCAGCUGCAGCACCAACAGCAGCAGGGGCAGCAGCAACGGGCUUCCGUCCCCGCAGCAAGACUGACUAUCGGGCCAGCCCGAUGAGUCUUCAGGGAGAGCAGCUCUUGCCUUUUGAAAGAAACCAAGGGGCCCUAGAAAGUUCCUCAACAAGCACCCAGGGGUCAGAAGUGAGCCCCAAACACCAGCAGCAGCUGCCGCAGCAGCAGCAGCAGCAAAUGGAAAUGGGAGCGCACAGCCAGUGGGGAUGCGAGCCGCUGGCCCUGCAGAGCGUCAAUCGCCAGCGCGCCAAGACAGCCCACAUGUCCCAACAAUGGCUGCAGCAGCUGCAGCCCCGCAACACCGAUCUGGCGCAGCAGCAGCAGCAGCUGCUGCUGCUGCUGCCUGCAGAUGCUGCAGAAUGGGGACACAGCAGCAAACAGAAAGCGGCGGGGCAGCUAAAAAGCAAAUCCAAAAGUGUGAUGCUGCGCUCUCUCCCUCAGCGCGAAGAACUGACCGCUUCGGGCCGGGCGCUGAGAGGACUUUUGCCGCAGCAGCAGCAGCAGCAGCAGCAGCUGUGGCAGCAGCAGCCCACGCAGCAACUGCAGAGAGAACUGCAGCAGGACCUGCAGCAAGAGCAGCUGCUGCUGCAGCAGCAGGAGGGGGAUGAGGUAGUGCAGUGGCAGGCUGAGGCACUCGAGGAUGAAGAAGAAGCCUCAAGUGAAGGGGCCGCGGCCUCCCUGUCUUCUCUGCAGCUAGACGGCGACAGCUCCGACGGGGGGCCUCCAGGGGCCCCCCACUCCUCUAGGGCCCACCGCAUGCAAUCUUGCUUCGUCCCAGGGAGCCCCAGUUCUAGGGGCGCAGAAGCAGCAGCAGGCAGCAGCAGCAGCAAAGCUCUCAGCACCCCUCGCAGCGCCACACAGUUUCCCCAGAGCCUGGAGCGCCAGGUGCAGAGCAUCCGGCAGCAGCUGCUGCUGAACGACAGCUACAAGCUCGCAGGCCUCGCCCAUAAGCAGAAGCAACAGCAGCAGCAGAGGCAGCAGCAGCAGCUAGAAUGCCUGGAUCCAGAAGGCACAAACGCAGCUGCUGCGGAAGCAGACGAAGAAGGAGACAGAGCUGCAGCUUUUCAGAAACACCAAGACACUCGACAACCAAAGCAGCAGGCAGGGGGACUUCCAAGGCUUAGGGCAGCCUCGACAGCAGCAACAGCAGCAGCAGCAAAGGCAGCGCCUGGCGGCUCCCCUUCCUCGCGAAUUCGGAGCCAGACCGUCUCGGUGAGCAAGUUGAGGGGAGACUGGGAUCAGCCAGAAGAUGCAGCAGCAGCAGCAGCAGAAGCAGAGAGAGCAGCCGAGAACUUGGAGGCAGCUCUUGAUGAAAGCAGCGAAGAAGACGGAGCUAGCAAUGGGCCGGGGCACUCUGCCUCUCCCCAGUCUCCUUUGCCAGCCCCAGGCCGGGAGCAGCUGGCCGUCUCAUCUCCGUUUUCGGAAAAGGUGAUGCAGCAGCAGCCAGUAAAAGACGUCGAGCCAGCAGCAGCAGCUGCAGCAGCACCAAAACUAGCUCCAGCGGCGCAACAGCAGCAACAGCCAGAGACGCACUAUGCGACUCCUGCUGCAGGAGCUGUGGGCAGGCCUGAGAGGGCAGCAGAGGCUCCUUCAAAAGGCAGAAGCAGCCCUAAGGCCUGGGCACCUUCUAGCUGCUUCCACUCCUCCCCCAAAGAGCCACAGUCUAUGGGACACAACAGCACUCAGCAGCAGAAAGCAGGGGACGGGGCCAAGAACCACAGCGCAGCACUGCAGCAGCAGCUACAACAACAGCAGCAGCAGCAAACACCACCACAGCAACAACUUCAGCAACUGCAGCAAGGCCAACAACCAAAGCUGCACCACGACCAUCGGUAUCAACAGAAACAGCAGCAGCAGCAGCAGCAGCAGCAGCAUUUCCACUCGCAGCAGCCCCUUCAGCAACAACAGCUCUUCCAGCAGCAGCAGCAGCAGCUUCCCCAGCAGCAGCAGCAACAGCAGGAUAAGCAGCGCCGCCUGCACCGACCGUUGCGGCGAACGUCGCCAGGCAGAUUGGGAGAAGCUGUUGCAACUCAGACUUCCUGGCUGCUACCUAGUGGGGAUACACCUUUUGCAGCAGCUGGCCCGCAGGGGCCCCAGGGGGCCCCCGAGGUGCCUAGAGCUGCGACGCACUCGCAGCCCGUGCUGCACCAAGAUGGAGUUGACUACCUGCCGCCUGCUGUCGGAGACUGCGCCACGCUCUCUAGCCUCAGCAGCAGCAGCAGCAGCAGCAGCAUCAGGCGCCCCGACCUCACCGAGCAGCUAGGCUUUCAACAACUGCAGCUGCUGCAGCAACAACAGAAAGCUUACCCACAGCCCCUGUGCCAGCCGCUUGCUGACUCGUUCCAGCCGUCCCCGAAGCCCCCGCGGCCUGUGCUGCGGCACCAGCUGCAGCAGCAGCAGCUGCUGGUGCUGCAGCAGAGGAAUGAAGGCUUGCAACUAGAGACCACAGGCGACUGCGCAGGCCACAUGCCAGCCCCCUCCGUCUGCAGCAGACCCGGAGACUUGCUGCAGUGCGUGGCGCUGCAGCAAGCCGCCACUGCGGUGGCUGGGGUCUUUCACACGGAGAGUGUUGCUGCUGAAGAUAAGGCCAGCCACUUGCUGGAGGAGAAGGUCUUGAGCCUGCAACAAAGGCAGACGCAGCUGCACCACCAGCAGCACGAGCAGCGCAAGCGGCUCGUGCAGCAGCAGAGACUCUUCCAGCAGCAACAGAGGCUGCUCGUGCAGCAGCAGCUGCUGCAGCAGCAGUUGCAGCAGCAGCUGCAGCUGCAGACGCAGCAGCGACACCACCGGGGCUUGUUCAGCAGAUCUCACCACAGAAGCGCCACACCUCAAGUGCAGCAGCAGCAAAUAAAAGGAUCGCGAAUGCCUGUCCCCAUUGUUGAGAUGAAGGGCCCAGCGUCUGGGGGUCUUGUGUACAUGCAGGUGCAGGAAGCAUCUCGAUGGUAUUCGCAGGGCGUGGUGCAGCAGCAACGGCUGCAACGCCACCUGCAGCAGCAGCAGCAGAGCUCCCGCUGCAUUUUGCCGCUGACGGCGAGCGCAGCAGGGGCAGCAGGCGCAGCAGCAACGGGGGCCCCAGCCACUCGAGUAGGCAUGCAGCAGAGGCGUUUGUAUGAAAGCCUAGCCCCCGGAGGGCCCACUCUUAACAAAGAGCCUCUGCUUCCUGACACAGCAGUCCGAAAAGAAACAGCCCCCAGCCCCAUCACAUCAGUGCUGGCCACGCCCCCUUGCAUGCUCUUGCCAAUUUCAACGGCCCCUGUACUCCCCGUGGCUGCCUCUGCCCCUGCGAGCUUUUGCGCAGCCUCGGGGGGCCCCGCCAGAGCUGCUGUUGCCGCGCCGCGGCCUCCCUCAGCGGCCCAGCUGCCCCGGUAA